AUGGCGGACUCCGAGGACGAAGAUAGCUCCCUGAAUCUUACAGGGUUUUUAUUUGGAAAUAUCAACGAGAAAGGAGAACUAGAAGACACAGAGAUAUUAGACGAGGUAAUGAAUGUGUCACUCCAGACUCCUGAAUGGAUUAUAGCUCAAAAAAGAUUUGCAGUAAUAUCAGUUUUCUCCAUUGUAGAGAGAAUGCCGAGAAAAACAAUCCGUAAACAACAAUCUAUUCAGUCUUCACAGUACCCUUACUUGCAGAUUUCCCUUCGAUUUUCCUCUUCUAGGAGAGUUAAUAGGAACUCUGUCUGCAGGAUAAAAAAAAGUUACCAUGUUGAUGCUAAAGGCUAGAACUUGCAGUGGAUCAACUUCCCUUCCAUAUUAAAUACAUUGCAAACAGCCAACAAAUUACGUGCAUGUGGCCAGUCUCCACGUGAACAGUAUUUGAGCAGAUUUAGGCCUGUUUCAAACAUCGUGCUACUGCUGGUCUAUGCUGCCUCAACUUCAGCACGACCCUAGCACUACUGUAAAACGACCUGGUUUCAGACGUGGAAUUUAACUCAGUCGAAUAAAGUAAAACUAUGUUGCCGAAAACAAAACUUAAAAAUAAAAAGCAAUUUAGUGAACUUUGUAAAUUUAUUCUAAUGUAUUUAUCAUUUAUGAAUUGAGUUCGGCAUGGCAGUUGCAUGUGCUUCAUAGUGCUGUGCUUAAGUCAAAUUGAGUUCACCACGGCAGUAGCACGACGUUUGAAACAGGCCUUAGUGGUCCACUGCUCCAUUUGUUGGGACCCCAUACAGUGCUGUCAACUCUCCCAGAUAAUGUGGGAGAACCAGGUUUUGGACCAUAUCUCCCGGUCUCCAGAUUAGAGUAUAAAAUCUUCUGGGUAAUCGAGGAACGUUUGCCAUUUCUUGUAAACUCGACUUUCCGACAAUGGAAUUUCAAAUAUUUUGCAUUGUUUGAACUAUUAUUUUUAACGUUAACAUUGAACGUUUCCUCACAAACUCCGGUAUGCUAUUUUAAUAUGACGUUUUUCUCGAGCGUUUUGCGUCACCGCAAAUAUUCGAGACAAUUGGAGUCAAAGAGUGUUUUCGCACAAAUGACAUCAUGUGCCGUGCGUUAUCACGUCAUCUAUCAUCCCUUCCAUGUCAACUCUCAAUAUUUGUAAAUGUCAGGGAUUGACAGCCCUGCCCAUAGUUCCACAACUUUCCCCAAAAGUUACAUUUCUGAUGAUUAUUGCAGGCUACUGAAUCAUAUUCGUGAACAACACUAAAGGCAACUCAGCUUUAAUUAGCACUAGAUGUUGCUUUAUUUUUAGGAAUCUCGGCGUCAUCUUGCUCAGUUGAGUUCUCUAAGUGGGCUUGGAAGCCUUGUCCAAGAUAUUGCAGAAGAAGGAAACUCACAGAGUCAAGACUACACACCCCACAGUGAAUCAAAUAGCAGUAUGUUACAGUUUACUUGCAAAAGAUCCUUAGAGUGGUAGAAAAAAUCUAUAGAGUUGUAUUCUAAGUUAAAUGAUGGUCCUAGAAUAAAUACCAUGAUUGAAAGAGGAAAUUGUAAAUAUCCCCCAGAAAAACGGAAUAAAAGCCUAUUCUAAAAAGUUAUGAAGCCAAAUAAUUUUGAGAUUGAAGCAAAUUGUGAUUUUACCCAGCUUAUAAAUGCCAGCAGGUCUUACCCUUUCAUCCCUAAAAUAAUGUUUUUUGUCAAUUCUCGUUUGUUGCUGCAGCUUUGCAUUUGCUACAGAAGUAGUGUGGAGAAAUUUUUAAAGUAUCAGUUAAAUUCAUCUUAAUUCUCAUGACUGCUCUGUUUUAUCAAGCACUGAUAUAAACAAGGGGAAAUUCAGUACCGAUCACUCUUUGAGAGAAAGCAGUACAGCAUUACAGUUUAAGUAUAUUAUAGUCACUGUUGUGUUCUUUGCUACGCAAUGAAUCCUUUACACUGGUGUUACUCACUUUGUAUUUUUUUACCCUACAAAGGUUGGAUUCAGAAGGAUGCUAGUGCUACUGAUUACAGUGAUAUUAAUGAGUUAGCAGAGGAGGAUGAGGAGAAGUACUACAAACAUGCAGCUGCCACAAUAUUCUCCCAUAAAAAAGUUACCACUUCUGCUGGUGAGAAGUACAGGCUGAUUAGUCCUCAUUUUCUUUUCUUUUUUUUCUGUUUUAAACAUCUAGCUUAAGGUGAUAGGGCAUAGUUUUUCAUUCAGGCUAUAUUUAAUACCAUUCUUGCAUUAAAAGUAUAUCUGAAUUUAGAGUUAUUAUUUAAUGGAAUUGACCAUAAUAUAUUUUAUUUUUCAUUGAACUUAAUCUUUCAGAUGAUGAUUAUGACUAUGACGGUGAUGACGCAACUGGCAAAAAUGAUCAAGGUUUUCCAGUUCUUUCCUUUAUACUUGUUUUAGAUUAAGCCCCAGUGUUCUGUGUAAACAGUGUUACAUACUAAUUCAAUUAGGCUUCCACACAUUCCAUUAGUUUCAUCCAAAGUUGUAGCUGAUCUUAUUUUUGCUUUGGAAUCUUUCUCUUACAUUAUCAAAAUUUGUUAAUGUGAGGGAAAGAUUCCAAAGCAAAAACAAGAUAGUAUUCCAAGACUGAGAUUCUUGCAUUUUGUUAUUAACACAAAACACGGGCUCAUAAUUUCAAAUCGGCCCAGUGUAUAAAUUACUCGCCCGAUUACUCCCUGAAUUUGCACUAAACUCAGUCCUAUUACCGUUACUAAUGCUCUAACUUGGCCCAUGCAACCCAAGUAUGUGUUGUAACAUUGGCUUUUGUUAUACCAUGUUAGCAAAUGGUAGCAUACUGUUACCCACUGUGGCUCCUGCAGCAUCCACAUUGUCCAAAGAAGAACAAGACAGAUUGGCAAUGCCGCCCCCACCUGCUCCCCAAACAUCUGUCUCCUCAGCAGGGGAGGGUGCGGAAGUUACUGCUGAUGCGGGUAAACGCCUGGACACCCCUUUGGCCAAUACAAUUGGUGCUGGUGAGUUCUGUGCUUUGCCAUCAGUCAUCAGGCAAUAAUUUUGUUGAAAUAGUAGUUGGUGGUCAUUUUGAUAGUGUAUCAGCGUAAUGUGAUCCCUUAUUAAAGUUACUGUAGAAUACUCGAUCACCAAUAUCUGCUUUAGGCCCGGUUCAGACGUCGAACUUUUCAUGAGCCGAACCUAUUACAUUGAAUUAAGUACAUGAAAAGUUUGGCGUCUGAAUCAAUUAAGAACGCCUGUUUAAAUUUGGAACGGUCAGCCAUUCUUUUCGCCCAGCCCAGCCCAGCCGGGAUUUCACCUUUGGAUCAACUUUGGAACGGCUUUGAUUCAGACGCAGGCCUUUUCAUGUACCGAAACUAAUGCAUAAGCGAUUAUAACGUAUUUUGAAAGCAGUUUUGCAAUUAAGAUCGGCGUCUGAAUCAAUUCAGCCGGUCUAAAUAAUUUGGGUCGGCCUUAAUUUGAAUUAGGUUCCGCUCAUGAAAAGUUUGGCAUCUGAACCAGGUCUUAGUGUUAUCAGUGUUCUCACCAGAAUUUUGUGAUUUGUGGCCCAAUGGUUCCAGGCCUUGAAGUUUCUGGGCCAUUUAAAACAAAUAAUAGUUGCUACAGUUCUGCACCCCGGUGGGUCCUUAAGGACUUUUUUAAGUGCACCACUUCUCUAAAAAGUGUUCGAAUCCCGCAAUGGCUCAGUCUGGUGAGAACACUGUGUUAUACACCUAAUUCCAAAAAAAAAUUGUAAGUAUUAUAACAUAUUUAUUUAUAUAUUUAUUUAUAUAUUCAUAUAUAUAUAUCUGUAUUUAUUACUAUAAUUAUUAUUAUUGCUCUUUAAAGCCCCUAUUUAAGGUAAAAGUUCAUCAGAGUUCCACAAAUGCAGUUGACGGAAAUAGGGCAAGUAAAUUUGCCACCAUUUUAGAAUAUGUGUAUGAGGAGGUCAAUCAAGUGCUUUUUUUGUCAUUACAUUGUUUGUAGAGGUCAAAUAACAGUAAAUCGUAUUUCUUGUUGAUUGUGUGAAGGUGGUCAUUAGUCACGGUUUCAUUAUUGUAAUUAUUGUAUUUGAACUUGUGUUUUAUUGCUUAAACCUAAUUUCACAAUAACUAUUGGUUUUACUUUUUUCUCUUGCUAUAUUAACAACUUCUUUCUCUCAUUGAAUUUCAGAGCUGUUAACCAAGGAAGGCAAGCUCACGACUCAUGAUGGCAAAACAGUUACUGAUCUGUUUCCAGAGUUCCGCCCUGGCCAGGUAUUGAGGUUUUCACGUCUUUUUGGACCCGCAAAAGCGUCAUCUUUGCCACAGCAGUGGCGGAAUGCCAAGAAGAGAAAGAAAAAGAAAAAGAAACAGGGGGAAGACGAAAAUACUGUGAUUGAACCUCCUAAGACGCCACCCAGUCCUCGUCCAGAAGACUGUAUGUCGGAUGAUGAGGUGAAUAAUAUUAUUGUUGUUCUCAUAUCUUUAUCUUUAAGGACUUUUAUCUUUAUGAAAAGCAUAAUAAUUAACAAUUAUUGGACAAGGUUGAGCAAAAUAUUGUGAUUUGUCUGUGGUGAGCAGAUCAAUUAUUUGCCAAAGCUGAAGGCUGAGGCAAAUAAUAAAUUAUUGAUCUGCGAGACACUGACAAAUCACGAUAUUAAUUUUUGUGAUAACUAAGUUCAAUAAUUGUUUUAUCAUUCGAUCACUGAGUUUGUUUUUUUAAAGAAUAUCCUUGGGAAGCAAAGCGAUCUGCCAUUUUCGCGCAAGAGUGAUCUCAAGAAGGAGAAAAGCAUGGUUUCCUUUACAAAUGUGCAGAAUAUUAUUUGCAGCCAAACACAGUUGGAUGGCAUUGCACAUGAGCAGACCAUUAUUUGUAGGCAGUUAUGUGCAGGUCACGUGGUGAGCUCUCGGCCAAUGAAAAGAAAGAAAAAUUUGCUUCGAAUAAUAAUAACAAUUGUUGUUAUUUUUAUUGUUGUUGUUAGAGGGAUUUCCAUAUGACUGUAACAAGCAUAAGAUUUCCUGAAAAAAGGAGCCUGAAUACUCUGGAUUUUUGCCUGUAGAUAAGGUCUUCCAUUCUCGUGAGAGACUAGCACUUCGGAAGAUUCUUUUGUGACUCCAUUUGUGUGCCACUCACCUGUAACUUCUUGCAAUAUGUACCCCAUGAAUGGAGAACCUGCUAAUUGGUUUCUUGUGUAGAUCUUGAACCCACAAGCUACAGUCUGGUCUGCUAACAAUGGCGCAACCACUACUUGCUAGAAUUGCCCCCAAUAUGUUAGGGGAAUUUUCAUAGAAUUAUACAAUACAAUAACAUUCGUGUGCCUUUUCUAGGACAAGCUGAUGGCCCCAUGGGAGCCAGCAACUGAUGAACUAAGGGACAUCAAUGGUGACUGGAAUGCUAGUGGUGUUACAGAUACUCUCAGUAAAGAAAUCUGUCAGUGGAGGCAUGGCCCAGCUGCAUUGUGGUAUGAAAUGCUUGGGGUGAAUGAAGAUGGAAAAAACUUAGACUAUGGAUUUAAACUCAAAGAGGUGAGAAUGGAGAUAAUGUUUCUCAAAGGAAUUAUUAUAGAUCUUUCCUGCAUUCUACACCACUGAGUACACCAGUGUGCGAAGAAAGUUGUGUCCGAUAGCCCGGGGCUAGUGGAUUUUGCUAUUGGGCUAGUGAUUUUUGUUCUUAACUUGCCGGACUGGCAAGUACUGUUUUUUGUGAAGGUUCAAAUUACAGAAAGGUUGUAAUCAAUCCUGCUAAUCAAAAAGGAUUCUGGGGCUAGUUGAAAUGACUUGUGGACUAGUACAUGCUAGCUACAGCUUGCCCAAAUGGUAGGCUGUAAAACUGACUUUCUUUGCACCCUGUACACACAAUGAUGUAAGUCACAAAUCAAGCUACCUGGUAUUCUUUUUUGUUACUUCAGCAUACUAAAGCAUCAAAUUGGUGCCUUUGUUCACGAUCUAUUGCAUGAAGAAGUAAUUUUCUUUGGUAAAGGUCACCGAUACGUGAUUUUUAACUUGGAAGCUGGUUCAAAGCAGAGUUUACAGACUUACAGUAGUUGCUUUUUAAUUUCAUUUGUAGAAGCCAGAAGAUGAAGAAGAUGGUACACCACGUCCUAAAUCCCCUGUCUCGCUGCCUGCUGAAGACUGCUUUGAAAUGGUAUCACAGGUCAACUGGGAGGAUGACAUUAUUUGGUCGCUUGACGGCGUGAAGCCAAACCUCCAAGCACAAGCAAGGGCUGGAUGGAUACCUACUUCAACUACACGCACGGCGCAUGCUUAUGCCCUGCAACAGGAACAGCUUUUGCAACAACUGGGUAUGAUAAGUUGAAUAUAUUACACCAUGGUAGGGUGAACAAAAAUUUAUUGCUUAUAUUGCAUGGUAAAACUUAUCCGGUCCCUUUGAAGGUUCUUUAUAGUUUCAUUGUUGGAUAUCCACCCUGAUAAAGUACUGAGAGGAAGAAUGUCCAAGGUGUAUUAAGAAUUCGGGCCAAAAAUAAUGGCAAUUAAGGUUGUGGAAAUUAAUGCUCCAAUAUUAAUCUAUGACACGCAAAUUAACGUUAACAAAAACUAACAGGACUUAAAUUAACGUGAAUCUUUGAAAUUCACAUUAGUAAGUUUCGGGAAGCGUUAAUUUCCUGUAAUAAGGUGGUUAAGGUCAAGUGCAACGAAGGGUUAAAAACCAGUAAGCUUUCAUUUUGAAGUAUUGCAUAAUAAUAAUUCCAAAAAUUAUGCAGCUGCAGCUCUAAUUGUCCACGUUCAAUAUAUUAAAAUUCUAACAUAACUCUAAGGCUUUCUGGUCAAGUCUCCUCUGGGAAUUGUGAGACAAUGGAGUCGUGAAAAAUUUGCAAUUUUGACCCUAAAGCCUUGGAGUCAUCUUAGAAUUUUAAUAUAUCAAACGUGGGCUAUUAGUUAUCUUUUUUUUUGGUUACUUACAUACACUGUAGGUGUGCGACAUCCAGGGAUAGAGACGUUUCUGAAAAACACCACAUCUGCAAUUAAAGCAAAUCUGAAUUUUCAGAAUCAGACAACAAAAACAGGAAUGCCUGGAGAGCAAAAGACAGUGGAGGAAUCUGCAACAUGGUAUUCAAUUUUCCCAGUGGAAAAUACUGAUCUUGUUUAUGGUAACUGGGAGGAUAAAAUCAUAUGGGACUCAGAGGUAUUAAAUAUUUCAAUGAUAUUAUUUUAUAUAUUUGAUUCGAAAAUGAAUCUGACUGAUAAUAAGGUAAUAACAGAUAGGCUUGCAUUUUAGUUUCUCCCAUCAGUGCGAUUUUAAGUUCAACAGAAGGGCAAAUGACUCUCACCCUCUGGUAGCCUGGUGAUGCAUAUAUACAUACAUAAACCUCAAAUUUAAGUGUAGCUAAUUAGCUAAUAUCUUUUAAGAAAAAUUCCAUAAUUUGUUGAAAUUCCCCCAAAUAUACGUAUAUGUUGUUGAUAGGCUUCGUAAAUAUUGCUUUUCAUAAAACUUUUUUUUUCUGAGAUUUCCAACAAUAAAUUAUCCCAGGAUGUUUUCAUUACAGUAUUUAAUCCAACAACAACUUGACAUCUUGAGAUGAGUCACAAUUUAAUUUUUUAGUAGAAAUCUUCAUUUCAAAUUCCAUUGUUACUUACAAGAGCUGUAUAUGUUUUUGUUCCAGAACAUGUCAUCAAUACCAUCUCCUACCAUCAUGCAGCUAGAUCCGAAUGACGAAAACAUAAUUCUGAGUAUUCCUGAAGACUCUGGACCACUAGCAAAGGACAGUGCUUUAACGCUUACUCCAAAAAAGGUGUUUAGUAAGGAAGACAAAAUAGUACUAUUGUUGUUGUUGUUUUAAUAGUACUUGUAGGAAACAUUUUUUCAUUUUGUAAACACUGAGAAAGAGUAGUUAUAAGAAAAAUAUGUUAGUAGUAACUUGGCAGCACACAGCUGGAUAAAAAUACCUCUCAAGUCCGUGGAAUGUGACAUCAAUGAAAAAUAUUGUUUGACACCUUCUAGGAAACUAAGAAAUCUAAACUUUUACUUGGAAAGAACAACUCUAAAGAGGAUGGUGAUGGGGGAGAAAAGAAGUCCCAAGACCAACAAAAAGACAAGUUUAAUCUAUCAAAUGAUGAGUACUACUGUGCUAAGAACUGUAAGUAUAAUGUUGUGAAGCUGUAGUGUCAUAUGUAGUGCAUUACAAGCAGAGGUUUCUUUCAAGUAUGAAUUUUAGCUCGUGCAGAUUUGUUUAUGAGGGGAGAGCGACAUGAAAGACUCCGCCAAUGCUAAAGGCUGGAAAGAAAUCACUGCUUGUAGGGGGUGUAAACAAGCCAACUAGGUAAUGACAGUGAUGUGAACAACUCUGCAGAUGCUAAAAGCCAUGCCUGUAAGAAACCUCUGCUUGUAGGUUACAUCUGUGCGUGAUUUUCUGAAGAUUUUCAAAGAUGAUGGCACUAACAAAUUGCGGUAAGGUUUCUGUGACGUUUACUUUCCCAGGUACAAAAACCACUACCAACAGUUCAUUAAAAACAUAUAACAACUGAAUUUUGUUCUCUUUGCAGCUUCAGAAUCUUCUCUGGAUACCAGUGGAGGAUCUAACCUCGUACAGGUAAGUUAUAUGGUUGAUUUUUAGAUAACAACACCUUUUCAGCUAGACUAUUGAAUUGCCAUUCAAAUUCACUAAAAAAUGUUUUCCACCCACCAUGCAUUCAUUGGUUUCAGACGUUUGCACAAAGUAAUAAAUUGACAUUUUCUUCCCUGUUUUUUAAAUAUUUAUAAUUCACCGUUUUAUUAUAUACUUUUUAUUUUUCUCUCUUUUCUUUUUUUUAAAUUUAUUUUCUUUUUGAUUUUUACUUGUCAUUCCUAUUUUGUUUUUCUUUCCAUUGCUCUAGGAAAAAUUUUGCGAUGACAAUAUUGAGAAUUAUAAUGCACAUUUAAAAGAAGUUGCAUUCGGAAGAAAGACAAGUUAAGAUUUUUAAUCAAAUUUGGCAACCAAAUUAGUAAUAUUCGCCAAGUUCAAGGGACUGGCAGCAUUACAAGAGGUUUCUAGAUAAUGGUUUUACAAGGGCAGUUUAGCCCUUUUUUUAACUGCCAUUGAGUAAAUACUCCAUAAUUAUUGAUUUCCAAGUAUUUUUCACAAUAUUUUUUUCCUCCAUCAGCAUUCUUUACCUGCAAUAGAACUUCAACGGCCUUACUUUCCAACCUACAUGUCUGUCCUUGACCUGCGCAAUUUUCAUCGUCCCCUUCUUCAACGUAUUAGUCAUGGGACAUUGUCCAAACCAGGCAGACAUGCUGUUCAUGGACUACUUAAGCACAUAAAAAAGAAAGCAAGGGUAAGAUACUCUUUUCACACAUAAUUUCUAGUUUGACUAAUGUUCUCAUUGACAUUUCUGUUAUCUGUUAUGCUGCUGAUUACAGAUCACAUGUGCUCAAAAAACUUUCUUAUUCAGUUUCCCAUUAUUCUUGUUGUUUGCGCUCAUUACAAAUAGUUGUUUUUUCUCUACUUUUGUAUGUUUUUGCUUUUUGGUUUACAGUCAAACUAAUAAAACCAUGAACACUAGAAAUUUAUUUUGUUGCAAGAAAAGAGCCAAUCAGGUGGGAGAAAACUGUACCGCAAGCAACAACAUUAAUUAAAUAAUAAGUUUGUGGUUUUGUGGCUAGAGCACUUGUCUUGAUCUUUGCUGUGAUUGGUCGUAACACAAAAAACAUUCCUGGAAUGUUUUAAUUACUAAUGGUUUUGUGUGUUUGACUGUAUUAGUGAAAGAGAAUAUUGGCAUUUUCUCUAAAUUCAACCCUCCUAAUACAGACACUCUGUUGAUAUGGACAAUUUCUAUGCCCCAACCACCCCACCACGGCAGUGUCCUUAUUAACAGGGUUUUACUAUAUUAUUUUUCUUACAUAUCAGUCUAUAUUAAUUUGCAGGAGCGUGAGAAAGAACGGUUAGCAUCAGGGGGAGGUGAGAUGUUUUUUAUGCGGACACCUGCUGAUGUGACAGGGAGUGAUGGCAGCCUUGUGUUAUUUGAGUACUGUGAGGAGUAUCCACCUGUCAUCAUGGCAGUGGGAAUGAAUGCUAAAGUGCGGAACUAUUACAAGAGGGUGAGUGACAGCUUGGCUAGCACUUUUUGCCAGAUGUGUUGUACAAAUAUUCUGCAAGUUUAGUUUAUUAGCAUUUCUGUGUGAGUGUUUGUGUGUCAGUGAUAAGACUAAAUUCAUGAGAAUCCCAUCUGAUUAGAAGUAUUAUGAUGGUUUUAACUCCAUUAUGACACUUUAUAGAAAAAGAAUUCAUGUAAUUGUGAUUCGUUAGGGCAAAAUUCUGUAUUUUUUACUAUCCUAUGUUGCAUAUGUUUUCACAUUUUAAAAUUGGUCAGGCAAAAUAUUAUCGUAUCAUCCUGCAGUGUUCUAAGAGAGAAUCGAUGUACUUAAAGGAACUUCAAUACCCACAAUGACCUCUCCACAAAGUUCAAACCAAGUACUUAUCAAACUUUCCAAGUUGGAUGAUUCCUAUGUGACACGUAUUUUAGUCAAAAAAAUGAUUGCAAUCACAGACAGACAUGCUGAAAAGAUUUCUCAUAACUGAGACUGACUGACUGACUGACUGACUGACUUUGGGCUGACUGUGCAUCUAACAGACUUUGUUAUUAACUGUUCCCUUUAGAAACCUGGCAAGGAUGAAAGUAUGCCAGCACAUGAAUAUGGUGAACCAGUUCCUGUUCAUCAGACAUCACCAUUUCUUGGGCAGCUAUCACCAGGAGAAGCGCUACAGGUUGGUCUGCAAACAAAUUCUCCUCUGAAGUACAUUCAACUCUGUUAAUGGUCACCUCGCUGAAAAGGACACCCAGAGUUGGUCCCUGCCUUUUUAUACUCUCUUUAUUUGACUGUCUAUAAGAUGGACACCUCUGUAAAAUGGACACCUAGAGUUGGUCCCUGCCUUUCUUUACUCCCUUUAUUUGACUCUCUAUAAGACAGAUAUCUUUCUAAGUUGGACACUUCAAGCCGGUCCGAAAGGUGUCCAUCUUAGAGAAAGUUGGCUUUAUAACACUACCUUUUACUCUCAGUUAAUCCCUGUUCAUGGAAGCAGGCUCUUUCCCUCUAAUGGAAUUUGCCGAGUUUGUGCAGAAGUGGCAAGCAAGGGUCCCUAACAGCCUGCUACUGAUUAAUUUCACCUGCUGAAAAAGACCCUCAGUUUGCCUAGGAAAACAAAAAGGAGCAGAAAUUUUGAAGGUUCAGUUGAGUAAAUGAGACGGCUUCGCUAAUAAAUACGUUUGCUUAGCUUUUCCUUAGCUACAUCCCCAGGGGUGGGGCUGGGGUGAAACCUCUCACGUCCCAUCCAUGUUCCAGUAUUGAGUUUGUGCCCCAAAACAGUGAGUGCCCCCAAGGCCAAAAGCUUACACUUGAAAAUGUGUUAUCAAAAUGAGGAAAACUUGACUCUGGAAAAAAAAGAGAACUAAAUUUUGUCUGAAGUGGCAGGCAUUAGAAAAUGUGCCAAAGGUUUCUGUUUUAUUAAUCAUGAUGGGAUUUUUAUUUCUAUUUAAGGCUUUGGAGAGUAACUUGUUCCGAGCUCCAAUCUACCAACAUGAGUUACCAGAGACCGAUUUUCUGAUCAUUAGAACUUCCUCUGGGUAUGUAGACAUGCUUCAUUUUGUUACUGAAUCAAUAUGAAAGGUUGGUAAUUAAAUCUUGUCAGGCAAUUUUAUGCAUUAAUCACAUUACCUUCCUUGAAGUAGUUUUUUAGCGUUAAAAACAUGUUAACACUUAGAGGAAGGUAACAAAGUUCAAUGUGAUUUCGUCAAUAAUAAAAAGGUAUAUUUUUAUGUCAGUUGAUUUACAAAUCUGUAGGGCUGAUUACAUUUUUUUUUUCAAUUAUUGCCAUGUAGGUAUUACAUCCGUGAUGUGAAGACGAUAUUUACUGUUGGACAGGAAUGUCCCAAAUUUGAAGUUCCGGGCCCUAACUCUAAAAAAGCCAAUAUUCAUGCCAGGGACUUUCUGCAGGUUCGUGUCUCGAAGUUUAAAUCUGAGUUUCCUUUUUUACUUAACGCUUGAAUUUAGUCUUUUGACUGGCACUAGAUCAUCAAGGACCUUACAAAACAUUUUGUUUAUUAAGCAUGUUUAAAAUAAAUAACACCGAGAGGUCUCAUGAAGGAAUAAAAGUACGAAGUGGUUUUUUUUUUCCCCUAGAUUUUUAUUUACCGUCUGUUCUGGAAAAGCCCAGAUACACCCAGAAGAAUCAAAAUGGAUGACAUUAAGAGAGCCUUCCCUAUGCAUUCGGAAAGCAGCAUCAGAAAACGGCUCAAGCUCUGUGCUGAUUUCAAGAGAACAGGUUGGUUAACCCUUUCACUGUAAGAGUGUUUUAUGGAGUUUUGUAAGGUGACUCUAACUUUUGAGUCUGUGGACGAAAUCCUAUGAUGUGACCAUUCAAAUGAAAGCUCUCUGCCUGUACUGUCACAUUCUGCCAAUUGUUUGUCAAAAUUUUAGAAAAUGAAAUUUGGUCGAAAUUUGCCUUUGGCCACUUUGGCAGUGAAAGGGUUAAUAGUCUCUAUUCUGCCGGUCUUGUGCCUUCCCUCCCCUAGAAGAGACGGAUCGUUAUACGUUUCUGGGAAUUUGCCCACCUACCCCUCCCCUAAGCAAAGAUUAACAGUUACUUCUCAUUUAGGGCAAAAUGUUGGCUUAGGGGAGGGGUGGGAAACGUAUUAUUUCCGGGGGAGGGGCACGGGCUCAUUUCUCGAACGGGGCUGCUAAUUGAGCCUGGUCGGUAAAAUGCGAUUUUCAGAGUGAACGGAACGUAUCGAGAGCGUGGUAGAAAUAUGUUGAGUGGAUCAAUUAUGACCGACCAAUCUAAAGUAAAAAGAUUUUAAAACUGUAUUUACUUUCCUAUAUUGUUUAGAGUAGUAUAUGAGUAAUAGUAUGGUAUAUGAGCCAUUAUACCAUACUCUCCAAAUAAGGUAACUGUACGCGUCUGCUCAAAAUUAAAAACAAGCUGAAAAUCGGUUGUAUUUACAAAUAAAGUCGGGAAGAAUUCUCGAUCUUUUGUGGGCAUUUUUAAUAAAACAAUUAUUCCACUCGCGCUUGUUGGAUAUGAGAUGAUUAACGCCAAAUCGGCGCUGCGCGCCUCAUUGGUGCACUACCAUCUCCUAUCCAACGCGCACUCAUGGAAUAAUUGUUAAUUAUUAUGAAAACCUUGCAAUGGCGUAUAUGUAGUGGGAUGACCAAACAGUUAACAAGUGAUUAAUAAUUUCAGAUUCAGACUCAGAUUCAGACAGUAUGGAGUUCAGUGAGUAUAGUGUAGUCUGUUAUAGUGUAGUAUAGAGGACACCAACACCGUGAAACAGCUUAACUUAGUAUAAUAAUGUUGUAGUGUAGAAUAGUGAAGCAUAGUCUAACACAGCAUAGUGCUAUCAGGAACAGGUUAGAUGCACAGAGUUCGUGCAGGUCAUGAAAAACCUAGAAAGUUAUGAAAUUGAACAGUUUCAUUUUCCAGGCCUGGAAAGUCAUGGAAUUUAAUUGUCCGUCCUGGAAAGUCAUGGAAAAUUAAAGUUAUGUUAGUGCACAUGUCAUAGAAAGGGCAAUGUAAGAUAGAGACGAGUAACUAAAUUGUACGGAUUUUAGUGGACUCCAGAGUUUGUGUCUAUCGAACCGAAUUAGGUUGAAAAAUACCCUUGAACAAGGAAAGUGUAAAAUAUUCGACGACUAACACCACGUUGCAGGUACUGAUUGUAACUGGUGGGUACUAAAGAGUGAGUUCCGUUUGCCCACUGAGGAAGAGAUGCGAGCGCUGGUGUCUCCGGAGCAGUGCUGUGCUUAUUACAGUAUGCUGGCUGCAGAACAGAGACUCAAGGUAACGCUGCGCACGCGUUGUCAUUCCGGGCGUUGCUAGAGAGCUUAAGGAACGGCGACGGCAACGAGGUUAGCAAAAAAAGCCAAAGGUUAAGAUGAGCAAAGAAAACACCUUUGCACUUGCAUCACUUCUUUUUUGUACAUUUCUUUGUCGUCAUUGCACGAUUACGACCUGAAACUUCCUAAUUUUACGUUUUAUUGAGGACAUGAAUGUACGACAAUGACUUUCUUUUCUUUUUCGCAAACUUUGAUACAGUCUUUAACAAUUCAAUUCCAAAAAAAAAUUGCCAUCAUUUGAAAAAUUAAAACAGUCGGAGUAAGAGCGAUGAAGUUUGGAACAGUUCGCAUUCAUUUUUUGGUGAAGAUUUCGCUGCCGUUGCCGUCGGGGUUGCUUCUUGUUUUUUUUGUUUUGUUGUUGUUGUUGUUUUCUGCUCGUCAUUUUUUUGUCAGUUGUUUGUGAUUGACAUAAAUUUUAUGCUUAUUUUUUUGCUAGUUAUCUUCAUGGAAAACUUGUUUCUAUUCUAUGUUAACAGGAUGCCGGGUAUGGAGAGAAGUCUCUUUUCUCAUGUGAUGACGACAACGAUGAUUCAGAAAGCAAAAAUAUAGAUGAUGAGGUAAUGACAAUUCAUCUCUUUUGAUUUGAUUUUAAAACGUCUUUCUUUUUCCUUCGAAAACUGAUAGUUAUUGUUGUUUCGUCUUCUAGGUUCGCACAGCGCCAUGGAACACCACACGAGCAUUUAUUUCUGCAAUGAAAGGAAAAUGCCAGCUGGCUGUGACAGGAUCUGCGGACCCCACCGGAUGUGGGGAGGGUUUUUCGUACGUUCGGGUCCCCAACAAGCCCAUGGCAAACAAGGUAUCAAUUACGCUGCCAUUUAAAAAAUACACCUCUGAGCUCGCAUCUUUUGUUUCCCAAUGUUGGUCGUGUAAUAUUCGCAAGAGAAUUCUUCGUGGAUUUAUAUAUGGGGAAGCUCGCUUUACGCUUGUUUUAUUGGCUUCAAUUUUUAAGACUGGCUCAAUAAAUGUCAAACGGUUAAGACAAAAUAACCACUAAAAUUCAUCUCAGAAUGACAAGUUGUGGUUUCUUAACCGUCUGUUGUAAAACUGUAACCUGCUCCGCUGGCCAAUCACAACACGCGCAGAAAAUAAAAUGUGCCAAUCAGAUCUCAAAUACAUGUAGCCGGUUUUUUAGGCCGGAAAAGGCUGGCUUUUGUUUGACCACUGAUUAAUUGAAAAAGUGGCGCGAGUUUUUCUGCCGAUCAAAGAGCGUAUAAAACUUUCGUCCCUCAAUAGGCCUUCCAGAAUAACCAUGGCCUCUUUUCCAGCCCCAGUGCUGAUGCCUAUAAAUUGCGCACCUGAUAAAGAGGUUUAAGGAACUCGUUGAUGGGCGUGGAUUAUUAAAAAUUGCUUUAUUCUCAAACGACUUGUUUUUUGCUUUCUCAUUGUUCAAAAACUCUUGGUCGUUCAUGUUUUAGCUGUUGUUAUUUUGUUUGUUUAGGAUGAUUCAGCAACGAACUCGCCGCAAAUAAAAAAACAGAAGACAGUUACGGGAACCGACGCUGAUCUGAGAAGAUUGUCUCUUAAACAAGCCAGACAAGUGCUGCGAAACUUCCGAGUUUCUGACGAAGAGGUAAUGGGUUUUCCUGAUCUGUAAAUCAUAAUCUGGAGCAAGUGUUGGUUCUAGUUGACGAGCUUGCUUCUCCUUUUCUUUGGAACGAUUGAAGCGGCAUUGAUAUCCCUUUAAGCCAAAAAUUAAAAUACAACUUCUCCUUUCUUGUCCCAUGUGUUUCUCAUGGAGGUAGUGGGGAUAAUUUGUUGAAAUAUCUUAAGAAUUAAUCCUUGGUGAUCAUUUCUUUAAUUCUCCUAACCUUCCUGAUUGAAUAAGCAGUGAUGUUACCGGGAUAACUUUUGUAAAAUUCACUAUUGGUGCUUAAAGAGUUAUCUGUUGUUUCUGUGCAGAUCCGCAAGCUGUCCAGAUGGGAAGUUAUUCACGUCGUGCGUACUAUGUCCACGGAAGCGGCCAAGUCUGGAGAAGAAGGUACAGUAAUGUUGUUGUUAAUGUUUUAACCGAACUUGUACUUGGUCUCGUCUUCUAUCCAGCCGUCAUUUGAGCCGUAACUUAACGGUCCUCUUAAUUUUGGGAGAGAGCAUUGCGUGACGACCCAAAUGACAACUACAUAGUGAACUAUACUUACUAUGCUUACGUACUUAUGCGUUUUGUGUGAUUUACAAGAGUUGUUAUAUGUUUUGAUGAACAAUUUUAGGUAUGAGCAAGUUCGCCCGAGGAUCAAGAUUCACCAUUGCUGAGCACCAAGAACGCUACAAAGAAGAAUGCCAGAGGAUAUUUGACUUACAAAACAAGUAAAAACAUUUGACUUUUCCCUUCAAUAUAAGUUUUACGCGCUAGGGAACUAUUCCACUGAAAGCUACUUACUGACCAGUACUUUCCCGUGUUCCACUUAGUUUGUUAUGCAGUACAAGGUGGUGUGAGCUUUGGGGUCUUGCGAAAUACAUCCUUAAUUGUAACCUUUAAAAUAAGACUCAUUUUUCACUAUUAUUAAUCGUCAUUAAUUAUUAAUAUUCAUCAAUUAUUGAUAUUUAUUAUGAACACUAAUUGUUAUUGAUAUAAUUUCAUUAAUAGUUUAUUUUUUGAAAAGUUAAUGUUCUCAAUUAAUAUUGUUUCAAUGUAAAGGUGUUCUUUUCCUGUGUGGAAUUGUUGUGUGCAAGUAAAACUGUCGCCAACUGCUUUCCUUUCUUCCUGUUCAGAGUUUUGUCAUCGACUGAAGUCCUGUCUACAGAUGAAGAGAGCAGCAGUGAUGAGGGAAGCGAUAUUGAUGAGCUGGGUAAAAACCUGGAGAGUAUGUUAGCAAACAAGAAAACAAGUAUGCAGGUCAGUUUACAACUUCUCUUAACUAUCUACCAUUUAAUAUGUGUGAUGCGGCUAAGGAGAAUGUGGGCGCUUUCCAUUCAACCCAAAAUUCCGGUAAUUUCGGUUGGUACAUCAAAUGGAACGGAACAUUUCGGUUUGGUCCGACCGGAGUAUUCGGGACCAGCUUUGAAGGUGGUCCACUUUGACCGGUCCGGUUAUCUCGGUCGGUCGGACCGAAAUGUCCCUUUCCAUUCGACAAAUUUAUUGUCCCCAGUACCGCUCUUUCGUAUCGUGCUUACAAAAACAAUAACCAAACGCGCGGUGGCUUGGAUCGGGUCUGUGUAACCGGAAUGUACCGUUCCAUUGGGCACGUGGAAUUUCCAAAAUUUCAAACCGGAAUGGAAAGUGCCCUUUAUUUCCACGUUAGUUGGUCUUGAAUAGAUGAUUAUGCCAACUCUUUUUGACGACAAAAUCUUCGAUCAUCUGCUUGCAAUUUGUCUGUUUUCGCUGUUUUAUUUAAUCAUAGCCUUCUGUCAAAUCAUGCAUUUUUCCUGAGAUCGGUGGUCAGAAGAGUAAAUCAAUUAACUCAUAUUCGUAAACAUUCUACCACAUAAGCAAAAUAGACCAGGCCAUCUUUAUAAGUGAAGUUAUGUCUCUUAAACAUUUUCAUUAAAACAUCUGAAAUUGUUAUUAACUUUUUAUGUAAUUAUUUAUUUAUUCGCUAAUUUUUGUUGGCUUUCAGCUUACUCACGAGGAAGAAGAAGCCGAAAGAAGAGAACUUCAAAAGUUACUUAGUGACGAUAAACCAAGCAAAGAAUCCGUAAGUUGGUAAAUAGUUCAGUGAAUAGGAUUAUACUUUUUUCUAUAGCAUUAUCACGCAAAAGCAAAGCGGGAAGAAAUAUUAUCAUUAGAAUCUUUUUUGCGAAGUUUUAAUUGGCUUCAGUUAGAAUCCAUUACAUCACCUGUCGAUAACUUUCUGUUGUCAGUACUCUGCUGGAGGGCAGUUUUGACCCCGUUUUGGCGACAAAACGACAACUGUAAACAACUUUUACAACUGCACUUUUGGUUUCGGUCUUAACAGACGCAAGUGUGAAGUCUUACUGACUGAAGUGCCGAGUUUUGUGUGUUUAGCAGAUAUUCUGCUUUUGAAACGUUUGAUCUGUUUUGCAGAUUGAUACAGGUUUCAGUUAAGCUUUUUGUCCCUUUUCCGAACAUUCACUGGGGUGCAGCUUCUUGUUGUUACUUUAUUUUAUAGUCGUAUUUUUAUGCUCUAAAUUCCUCACUGUUUUAUCUUUGCGGUACUGUGUUUUUAUUUAUUAAUGGUAUUUUUUUCUUUCUCUUAACAGAAUGGCAAAUCGUCAGGUAAGAUUUUGUCUUCCGACUUCGCUUGACGUUUGUUAAAACCUAAUGCAUUAAUUAUUCCAAGUAACUUGUUGGAGGAUUUGGGAAAUGUCGAGAUUUUCUUACUAAAUUUUUAAACUGUAGGCGAAAAAGGUGGAAAAGAAGGGCUUAAAAAAGACAGCAAAGGAGACGAAGACGAAACAGCCUCAGUAACGAGCUAUGAGUCAUCAAUGGUAAGAAAACAGAAGAUUUAGCUCUAGAAAUGUAAGCAUUUGAUAACUUAGUUUUUCCCCUCCCCCGUCAGCUUCUUUUAUUUAGCACUUGUUUAGUCUGCGGAAUUUUUUCCCCAGCAGACCUUGGUCUCAUUGGUUACUUCGAGGUCACAUGACAUCUAUUAAUAGAACUGUUUCCCGCCAAAAGACUCUUAGCAGGCUCAUGACGUCAGAGGGUAACAGUGUGCUUUUACCGGCGUGAGCUGACCGCUGGCUGAGAUUUACUUGUAUAAGUUUGUACAAAUAACAGAUCACUUAAUAAUUCCUCCCUUAGGAAAUUAGUUUGCGAUUGAAUGGAAACAUGAUUAACUAGUUUCUCUCGGAACCAGUUAUAAAUUGUUUAUUGUCUAAUUGGUCGGGAUGGUCCUCGUGUCUUGAUCGCAAAUGGAGGCCAAGUUACGCACUCAAGACGGGAAUGAGAUUGUAACUUCUGGUUUUAUGUUUUUCUUAGGUUGGGCGUCGUCUUCGUAUCAGACGAACAUUUAAAACAGCCGAUGGAAAGGAGUUUGUUCGUAUUGAAGUCGUGAAGAACCAAGCUGUUAUUGAUGCGUACCUCAAGUUGAACAAAGACAAGAGUGUCAAGUACCCUAUCGUCUCAUUUUUUCAGUGCAUUUGUGUACGUUGUGGCAAAAUCGUGAUGAAAUCUUACCUUUAUUCGUUCUGUUUCUCUUAGAGCUCAGUUUGCGAGCGUUGAUGAAAUUCACAAGGAGGAAAUCAGAAGAGAAAAGAGGAGGUAAGGCAAAUGAUUCCGCAAGUUCAUGCACGAUCACGCUGUCGAGAUUAUUGUAGUUACGGUAGGUAAUUUCCAACACAACAUUGCGCGCAAAAAGUAUGCAAACCGUGUAACAACACGCGGACGAUACAUAACGCAACGAUCAGUUUACUGUUAAUGACAUAAUACUGUAGCUAGUUACCUUUGUACCAGUGAAGCAGAUAUUUAUAAACUCGCAACAUGUUUCGACUCGAUAAUUCAGGGCCCAAUUUUUGCGCGGCAAUCAAAAACGUUAUAUUUGUCAGUAUUAUAAGGCAAAUUGUACAAGGCACUGCUGAAGAGGUUUCAUUUGAAUAGUCACACCGUAGGAUUUCUCCCACAGACUCAAAAGUUAGAACAACAGCCUCGACCCUUUAAUAACUGUUUAUUCUCGUAAUUGUUUUUGUCAUAAAACCUAUUCAGGAUUCAAGAGCAGCUACGACGGAUAAAGCGAAAUCAGGAAAAAGAAAAAUUACAACCGGUAAAGAAGAAGAAAGAAAAACCACCCAACAAUGUAAGUUUGCAUAAAACAUGUAAAAGGUUAUGUACCGUUUAAAAAACGAGCAGGAUUGUAUUAUCAGGUUUUAAAACUCAAGGCAAAGCCGAAAGUAUUUACACCUGAUAAUACACGACUGCGAGUUUUUUUGAUCGGCUUCAAAAUCUCUGAUAUAGAUCAACUCAUUCUUGCACUAAUAUUUAGAUUUGGGGUUAUUUUUGGUCUAAAAACAUUGGACGGAAAGUUUCGCCGUGUCUUUAUCAGACAGAAAGACACUCAUUAAACAGUAAUUUCUUUUGUUUUUCUUUAUGAAUUAUUAGUGAUUUUUUGAAGGGUACUUUGUUAUGUUUACCUCACUAAGAUUGUGAUUAAACUUUUGAUAAUAAUGUAAUAUUUAUAAAUAGUAAUAUGUGAUAACGAUGUGUAAUUUAGUUGUUCAUUUGGAGGAGACCAAAAGCUGCCAUAUAUUUCUGUUCUGCUCUAAAGAAGGUUCCUCUGUUGCUUUUAUCUUCUGAUGCAUCUUUCUAGAAUAAUCUAUUCUCUUGAUCAAUCUUACUUUGCACACUUGUACGUCUCCAGUUAAAAUGCGGGGCGUGUGGAGCGAUCGGUCACAUGAGAACGAAUAAAAACUGUCCAAACUACCAAGAAGCUAACCCUGGAUCUGUAGCAGUCGCCAUGACGGACGAACAGGUCGCUGAAGAAGAACUCAACAUGCCUCAAGAUGAUUUAGUGAAAGUUGAAGGAACAAAGAUUACUCUCGGAAAGGCAUUCUUAGAUCAGUAAGUUAUACUCGAUCACUGUACCAUUUCCAUUUUUUAUAGACAGUAGACCGGUUACAUAGUUGGUUUUAAUUUAUAGGACUUAAUCUUCUUUCCGACAUUUUAUAAUGACUGGCCUAACAUUUAACAAACAUGGUAUUUGUAAUAUUGCCAAGAAUUAAAUGCCCAAAAAAUUCCGAGGAUGCCUGUAUACCGAGCUAGGACUCGACGCAGGACUCGACAAUUUUUCGCUUUCCCGCCAUUUUCACCUCCUGCAAGUUACAUGACCAUUAAGAAGAGGGUUUUCUUGGCAAUCAUGGAAGGUAAGCUCGCUGUUAGGGUUAGGGUUAGAGGUUAGAGGUUCGGGUUGGGGUUACGGUUAGGGCUAGGGUUAGGAGUCCUGGCUCGAGUCCUGGCUUUUAUGUUAGUUUAUCUCAAAGUUUCAGAGUAAUUAAUUAAGGUGGCCCAUCCUGUCCCCCGACGUUUACCACGUUACCACCCGUUCUCGGGUCCCACACAAAUAUGUUGGAGGGUAGAGUUCGGUGGUCGAACUGUAGCGUUUUGUUUUUCCGAUGGAUAACUUUUUAAGUUGAUAUAAGCUGAUGUCAGAGCUAUGUGCCUACGAAGGGUAACAGUCGGAAAAUUCACCUUGAAUGUGUGACUUUUUUUCAGAACGAACGAGUUAAAACGGAAAUCACUUGUGCUGCGCUUUCCAAAGGAAUCUGGUGAGAAAGCAAUUUAACUGUUUUGUUUUUGGCGGUUGAAUGUUACUCAUGAAGUAAAAACUGUGGAUUUAUGAAAACACUUAUUCACUUUCUUUUAAUUUACGUUCUUAGUUCGAAAAAAGAGGCGCUCGGGAGUAAUGCAUUGUGAUUACUUAAAGGUAAUAUUCUCGGUAUUUUCAGCAUAUUUAUAUAAAUGUGCUGAACUGUCCUACCAGAGUUUUUCCGUGCGGUCCUUAAAGUUUCUCGUGGCAUGUUUUAACAAUCUUUUUUUUUUUCUAUAUGCAUAGAAACCUCGCAAAUCUAUCAACCGUCGCAGAGCCAAUCCUGAGGUAAGUUUUUCUCUGACAGCUGUUGGCCGAAAACCACUAACCCUUUUUUAAACGUUCUUCUUCGCCUGAAGCAAAUUAUAGUUUUUAUUGGUCUGUCUGUGGCAAGGCCCAAAAUAGUUCUAUGCAGCGUGUAUGUCGAAAAAUCACAAAAUGUCGGACGUAACCGAGAAGUCAUUGCGUCUCCCUUCCCUCCUGCGAUCGGACGACCAUUUGACUUUUGAGGGGAGGGGGCUGGUCGUUUAUGAUUAAAAAAAUCUAUCAAACAGGAACGGAAACAGAAUUCUCACGUGGAGCUGUUAGUUAUAUAUUUACGCCGAAUUGUUAUGAACAUAUUCGAUCAUGUAGUAAGCCAGUAGAAACUUCUUAACCGAAAUCAGCCUCCCUGGAAAAGUUUUAACUUGUUUACCAUCAAUUUUGUUGCGUUUAUCUUUCAGGUCGCCUUACAAGCCUUGUUUGAGGGAAUUCUUAAUAAAAUGAAAGAAGUUGACGAUGUAAGUCAAUUUAUGUUUUUGCCUUCCUGGUUUUACACCUUGUCAUUAAAUUAAGAUGUUGGAGAUAAACGUAGAGCUCUGAUGAAAAUAUAGAUUGUCUAGAAGGAUAAAGGACAGCAGUAACACUUCUGUAAGAUCUAUGUUUGAAAAUUUUGGUUUACAGACGUGGCCAUUCCACCAGCCUGUUUCAAUAAAAACUGUUCCGGAUUAUCACAAAAUUGUUAAAAUUCCCAUGGAUCUACAAACCAUGCGAGAGGUGCGUAUAAAAGCAUAUUGUUUUUUAUUAAUUUAUAACUGUUUACAAUUUGCAAAAAGGUUUCUGGAAAAUCCGAUAAAUAGAACACGACUUUUCGGAUCGUUACAUUUCCACUGAAAUUUCCAAAACUUUUUGGUAACAGGACAACGCCCCUGGUUUCUCCGUCGGAAUAUUCCAAGCGCAAAAUCUUAUUUUAUUUCUUCACAAGACAUCGUUGACACCAGUUUUGGGCUUUCUCGGGAAAAUCUGUGACCAGUGCCAAAGAGAACACAAGGGACGAAAUUAUCAGUAACUGUCGCCAACGCGGAAAGAAAUGGGAAGAAAAAUGAGCUAUGCUCAGAGCAGGAAAAAAUUGAUACCACUGAUAACAGUGCUCGUCGCGUGAAGUUUAGCAUGAUCGCCGGAGUAAAGUUACAAUAUUUCCAUUGAUUUGUCAAACCACUUAGCGUUACGUUUUGGGGAAAUAAAAUCAACACGACAUACCUCUCUUAAGUUUGCUCUAAUUUUCUAUUUACUUUUUCCAGAACCUUCGGAAAUGUAAGUACCUGUCAAGGGAAGAGUUUUUUGAACACGCAACCUUGAUAGUCUCAAACAGCGUUUUGUACAACGGUGAGUUAAGUAUUGUAGAGCUUUUAGUGUAAGUUUUAAACACUGGAGUGGAUCCAAAAAUUCCGAAAGGGGAGGGGGGCGGGCCGCUUGCCACCUAUCCUCGGUCCCCCCGGCCCACCCCCUAAAUCCAAUGUGUGAUACUUGAUGAGAUUCAACCAGUCAUGUAAGGCCUGGGUUGUUUUAUUUUCAGGACCUAACCAUGCAUACACUGCAACAGCGCAGAAAAUGUUGGAUGUCUGUAACAAGGCUUUGAUUGAGGUCAGUCACUGUGCAUUGGGAUGCUGCGAUAGUAUUAUUAUUGUUCAGUUAUUAUGACGGUAAAAGAAGGAAUUUGGUCUGACCGUCGCUCAUUUUUUACCUUAAAAGUCCCCACACCGUCAAAUUUUAUGACGUUAUGUUGUCUCUGUUCUUGAAACACAACAUUGUCUUGAAUAACACUAUUUAGUCCCUCAUUGAAACUGAAAAUGGCUGCGUGUUUCCCUGUAUCGAAACACGACUAUUUGCAACAGAUAAUUAUAUAUUUAUAUAUUUUUUUAUUUACGUUAACUUUCUACUGUUGUAAUUCUCUUUUGUGCAUCUUUACAGAAAGAAGAAGAGAUAAUUCAGGUGGAAAAAGAGAUCAAUCCAUUACUGAGUGACGAUCCACAGGUAACUACAAAUAUAAGUGACAUUCACCCACCUAAACAGAGAGAGGUUGUCCAACAGAACCUUCUGUCGAGGCGGCAAAGGAAUCAUAUUUUAGUCUUGGGUACAGUUAUGAUUCAUAAACUACGACCUUAUAGGUCUGAAAGCUUCAAAACUACGGUAGUCUUUGUUGUAGCUGAUGGUUUCAUUGUCUUGACUUUAUUAAUUAAUUAAUUAAUUAAUGUAUUUAUUUAUUUAUUUACUUAUUCAUCAUUAAACUUGCCAGAUUGCGUUCUCUUUCAUCCUGGAAAAUCUUGUCGCGCAGGUGAAGGCUUUGCCAGAGGUAAGCAGUCUUGAAAUAAGAAAUAACAUUCCGUUAGAUGAGGCAUAUCAAACACGAAAAAGAGUGUUUCAGCAGGAUCAAAACACCAAGAAGUAGGAUAAGAGAACAAGGCCAGGCUGAUCUUUAUUUUGAUCCAAUUAACUUGGAAUUCCAGGAUACUCUAUGGACGGAUUUAAGUGAUUGAGAUUGCUUUUUAAAACCCUCGUCGUACCCAGACUUCAGAGAUGAGAAAUCAAAUGAGAGUGAGGUCUGAGUACUAGAUUGUCUCAAAUUUUAGUGUCAAUAAUUUCCCUUCUUCUUUCUAUGAGUUCUCUCCAGUUGAAGAUGUUGUGAUAUUUUAUCUCCGACAUCGAACAAGAGAGAACUUGAAGAAACCGGGGACAAAACUGAGAGAAAAAACAAUUUGUCUCCUGGUUAAAGCCAUGAAUCCAAUUUCAAAUUAAUUGCUUUAUGUUUAUUUAUGUUGUAACCUGUCGUUGUAACUUCGCAGAGUUGGCCUUUCCAGAAGGCAGUUUCGUCCAAGCAAGUUCCUGACUAUUAUGAUGUAGUUAAGACACCAAUCGACCUUUCUACCAUAAGACAGGUAAUCACCGACAAGAGUGCUAGCUUCUUUACAAUGCAACUCUUUGUUCCUUAUUGUUCGGCCGGCCGUCGUAUGUCGGUUUGUUGUCGGUUCUCGUCUCUGCCCCGAGGGUUUUUCUUCGGUAGUUGGGGCUUUCCUCCUUCCUAAAAAACUCUAACAUUUCUGAAUUUCCAUUUGAUCUGGAAUCCUGAACCGAGCGCAUGGUCAGUGUCAUUUUUUGUUUCAAGUGUGGAACAACCUUUAACCACAGUCACCAGCUGAAGAUGCAGAUGUCCGUCACAGCAGAAGUAGUCAACUUGAGGAACACCUUAGCCAUUUAUGGAAACAUGAAUUGUGUUCUAACUUCGGAGUCUGUAGACUUUGAGCAAUUUAUGCAACCUGUUAGGUCUUCCCUUCCCGCAGCAGUUAUUGCUUUGCAACAUUUUACAGAAUCACUAACCUGCAGAACAGACCUUUUUUUGCGUUAAUCAGGCGAGAAAAGGCCAGCGCGAAAUUGUCUCUCACUCCACGCCUGCUUCGUGCCUCGCUCGCUGGAAGAACGAGAAAAAAUAGCGCUUGUUCUGUAGGCUACAGAAUCAUAGAAUGAGAUUCUUUCUUCUUUCUUUUUCUUUUAACUUGUACACUUACAAUCUUCGCUCUUCUUGCUUUAAUUGAUUGUUGUUUUGCGUCUUAACCCAGCAAGUGCAAGGCCACGCCUACCAAAACAGAGACGAAUUUAUGGAACACGUACGAAUGAUGCAUCGGAACAGUGUCCUCUAUAACGGUAUGUUAAAGUCCCGGAGGAUUUUUUUCGUAGAUUUACUAUAGGGGUGUUCCACUGAGUCCUUUAGACUCUGAGAUUAUUCCAGACAAAAUUAGAUGAAUCUGGGAUCCUUUUCUCGACAAUACUUGUAAAACAGGAAUGCUUUGAAGGCGGAGUUUUUAACUUUUGGGACGUUUGGGAGAAAAAGAAAAUUAGCCUAUCAAUGUGACUCGAGAUUUUGCGCGUCGAAGUUUCUUUGCUCUAGUUUGUGGGGAAAACCAGUUUGUAUAGGCUUAUUUUUAUUGCAUUUCACCCUGUUGACCCUUGGUUUACUAUUUUACAGGUGAAACUCAUGACUUUUCCAAGAUGGCCGAAAAACUGGUCCAAUUUUGUGAGGAUGUCCUUAAGGAGGUAAACAUUAGACACCGAAUAAAAAAUAAUUAAAUGUGCUCUUGUGCGUCAGUGAAAAUAUGAAUGCAUCUCAUUCUGGCAAUUUCCGUAUUUUUUAAUCUUUGUUUUGGUUUUACAACUUUUCUGCUUGUCAUAUCCGUCAGAUAGCCUUCUAGUUUUAAGAAACACCAAAAUAGGCGACUAAAUUGGCGAUAAAAAGGAGAAAAGGAAUGUUCCUUAAAACGGUGUAUACAAGGCGUGGAUGCCCCCUGGGUCGGAUUGUUUAGGUGGUCGAUUGGCUUAUGGUUUCCCUGGAUACAAUCAACAAAUCAUACCUAACGCUUGUCUACCCGAAUGAUUGCAGAAAUCUUUGUACGAAAGCUUUUGCCCAAUUUGCGUAUAGUCUAUGGAGUGGCGAAUACUAUCUAUCCGAUUUGUUCACAAACUCCUUGACCCGCCAAAAUGCAGAUUUGUGGUAUGCGCAUGAUACUGGAACUCGGUAAUUGCUAAAACUCAAUACGCUUUCUCUAUCCUUAACAGAAUGACGAACAGUUAAGCAAGUGGGAAAAUGAAAUUCUGCUAACUCCAGGAGAUGACACGUCAUCGUAUGCUGCCAGUCAGCCGCCGUCGGUCGCCGGCCCAGAGUGGUCACAGGAAAACAGUAUGGACGACUUCCCAGAAGGCUACAUGAAAGAAGAAGACAGCCUGAUGGACGUGGAGGAACUGGACACCACUGGCGAAGAAUACCGGGAUUUCAGAGCAGAGUUGAGCACUCCUGUGUCGGCGAUGGAUCAAUGUAAGACAUAAUACCCCCGUCAGUGGUUUCCCCCAAGAAAGAUCGGGCAUACCCCAGGGGUUUUACUGAAAACGUUCUCCCCUGGGAUGGAAAUCACUUCUAUGUGAUUUUUACAUGAAUUUGAGACGCUGAUGAAAAUGAAAAUGAGUGACAACUGCAUGAUUAUGGCAAAUUUUGCGCGUGUUUUUAUCGUGUUGGCGCUCCCUUACGUGGGUGGGCAAAAUCAACAUUCUUCUUUAAAAUGUAAAAUAUAUUUUUGCAACUGAAUGUAGCAAAACCCUGUGAAAACACCACAUUCUGUAAAGAAACUAAACUCUUAAUUUUUGUUAUUCAUUUUAUUCUCUCUAGCUUCUCGCCUGGAUGCCGAUUUCGAAGAAGAAGAAGUUGAUAUCGAAGGCUACGAUGAUGAAGAGAGUACUUCUCGAAGCUACAGUAAACAUGAAAGUCUUGGAUCGCAACCACAGCUUGAAAGCGAGCAAGACUCUCAGGAUGUAAGUCAGUUCGAGAGCAUUUUACUACAAGAUCUCGAGCACAGUGAAAGCGAGAGUGAUGAAGAAGAUGAUUUUCCGUUCGGCGAUGGAGAUGAUGAAGAAGAAGAGGAUGUUGAAGAGGAGGAAGAACAGGAGAAUUUUUCUCUAGCGGCUGGAGAAAGAAACGAGUCCAUGAACACAACAGAAGAUAUGUCUGGAGACGAGAUAUGA
This is a messenger RNA of Porites lobata, 26760 nucleotides long. Lineage: Eukaryota; Metazoa; Cnidaria; Anthozoa; Scleractinia; Poritidae. The record is from the annotation of a GenBank genome assembly.